Helicoverpa armigera (cotton bollworm) is the source of this 1790-nucleotide messenger RNA. RefSeq names its product alpha-tocopherol transfer protein-like. The coding region runs from base 198 to 1073 and encodes 291 amino acids. The record is from RefSeq and is a predicted model, not a curated record. Gene Ontology annotation, molecular function: phosphatidylinositol bisphosphate binding. The transcript has 7 exons. Lineage: Eukaryota; Metazoa; Arthropoda; Insecta; Lepidoptera; Noctuidae. Gene Ontology annotation, cellular component: membrane.
AGAAAACGCUAUCGGAUCGUCAACGGCUUCGUUCAGUAGUCCGCGACUUGCCGACGCACAAACGCGUUCACGAUAUAUUGUUAAUUUGUAACGCAUCUGUAAAAGUGUUGGCGAACUUUCGAUUUUGGAACACUUUCAAAAUAAAUCCAUAGCAUUUAUUUUUGAUAAUUUGGGCUGAUCUCAAUUGCUAAACAAAAAUGCCUGAAGUAGACACCAACAACGAACUGGCUACACUGAAAGAUUGGCUGUGUAAACAACCUCAUUUGCCACAUGAAGUCGAUGACAUCCUCCUCCUUCGUUUCCUGACGAGCUGUCGCUACAGUCUCGAGCGUGCCAAGAGGACCAUUGACUUAUUCUUCACCAUUCGUGCUAAUGGACCUGAGCUGUUCUGCAAACGAGACCCCUGGUCUCCAGAGAUCAGACGUGUCUUUGAAAUCACGGAUAUGCUUCCUCUCCCACACAAGACGAAAGAAAACUAUAAAAUCUUCAUCUACCGCCUGAAUAACCCUGAUCUAGACCUGUUUAACUUCGUGGAUGCCGUCAAGACUUUCUUCAUGUUGGCUGACACCAGACUCACUGAGGAUCAUGAGAUACCUGCUGGAGAGAUCCCCAUUUUCGACGCAGCUAACGUGUCUAUUAAGUUUAUUGGGAAAGUAAACCUUUCUGCUCUCAGGAAAUACAUGAUGUACACACAGGAAGCGAUGCCAAUCCGGCUAAAACAAGUUCACGUGAUCAAUGCUCCUUCGUACAUCGGCAAGAUCUUCGCUUUGUGCAAGCCGUUUUUGAAGACUGAAGUUUCUAAACUGAUAAAGUUCCACGAGCCCAACACUGACACCUUAUACAAGGAUAUACCACAAGACCUCCUACCCACAGAGUUUGGGGGUAAAGCUGGUUCCAUUGAAUCCAUCAAACGGGAAUGGAUCAAGAAGAUGGAAGCUAAAAGGGAUUGGUUCUUAACCAACGACAAGAGAUGGGCGGUAGACGAGGCUCUGAGACCUUCAGGCAACCAUGACGACAGGGUGAAUUCCGUGAAGGAGUUACCCGGUUCCUUCCGAUCAUUAGCUUUAGAUUGAUUACUUGUAUAAAGCCUACAUAUAGUAUUAUUUUGAUAAAGCAACCUCUUUUGGAUAUUAAUUAAAUAUUUCGAACUUUUUCAGUGCUUUUGCAUAAAAGUUAUACAGAUGUUUGACACGAUUUUUUCUAAAGCAUUUUUUGUAAUAAUAAUUUAACUUUUUUUUGUUACAACAGUGCACCUUUAAUUUUAAAAUUAAAAUGGAUUUAUUUUAAUAAUUAUUUAAUUACUAUCCUAUUGUUUAAAAUUUUGUUUUUUUAUUAUUUUAAAGUUAAGGUGAUGUGGUGUGGCUCAAAUAGGUGUCCAAUCAAAUUAGGUUUUUUUUUUUCUUUUUUUUGUAUUUGUAUUUGUAUUAAGAUUUAGAUUUAAGAUAGAGUGAAGUUCAAAUUUUGAAAAAGGAGUUAAACUAAUGUCUUCCAUAUUAGAUACGUACCUAGUUGUACAAAAGUUCUCUUAAAACUGUACUUAGGUAAGUAUAUUAUUUUUAUUUCAAAUGAAGUGAGAUUUAGUGUUACCAGUAUGAUUAUUUUGGAUAAAAGUAUGAGUAGAUAUUAACUCACAUCUCACUUUUGCAAUAUUUUGAUACUGUUUGUAAAAGUACCUCACGGAACGGUAUUUUAACUAUUAAUGUGUGAUAAAUAUUAGUGGCUACGUUUAAUGUAAGUUUAAUAUAAAUACAAUUUUAUACAUAUUUUUAAAUAAAAAGGAUUCGCAGUAA